GAGAAAUAUAAUAUUAUAAAUAAAAAUGUUCAACCUCUGGUCAUUGAGGAACAACUACUGGAAAAAUGGUACCCAGUGGAUGGGAAGAAUCGUCGCCAGGGCAAUGGGCGAACACAACUACGAGCUCGUCAGGCUCGAGAAGAGAAUCGCCUAUGCCAACUAUUAUUAUGUCAAACAGUACAUCCUGAAUAAGCUGUCGUUUGAAGCUCCAGAUGUAGUCAACGCAUUCGGUGUGUUGCAAAAAGAAGACACCAGUCACGGGUUCCCAUUCUACAGACCCCAUGAAAGAAACUCAGAUUUUGCUCUUUACAACGUCAACUCAGAAGGUUGGUUCCAGAUGUGGUCAGUAAUCGCAGCUAUUUUCGUGGUAGGAAAUUGGUAUUGGAUUGCCGAUCAACACUUCAGUAUCAGUUCAUCUAACAUUGACGAUGAUGAUUUACUCAGAUUAAAAGACGCGAAGGCUACAAUGAUUUGGGAAAGAGUAUUUUGGUCGUUUACCUUCACUCUGCAUGGACAACAUGCUGCUGCAUUUGUUCGUGAGUUAAAAUUCUACACUUUGACUCCUGAUAACCCACAAUUAAAUGUAAGAGCUUCCUUCAACAGGAAGAAUCCAUAUGGAACUGAUAGAUACUUUAAAGGAUGGGGAGAAAUGAGGGACAUGAGACUUCUAUAAGGAUUAU
Moneuplotes crassus is the source of this 680-nucleotide messenger RNA. Lineage: Eukaryota; Ciliophora; Spirotrichea; Euplotida; Euplotidae. The record is from the annotation of a GenBank genome assembly.